AUGAUGAGUACUUGUGUGUUUUUCUGUGAUGCCUCAUGUUAUUUUCUGUGCUCUACUGCAGUUCUGGCAAACCAAAGGGAUAUCAUCUUUCUUUUGGAUGGAUCAGCCAACGUUGGAAAUACCAACUUCCCGUUUGUCCGCGACUUUCUUGUGAAUCUAGUUAGGCUCCUUCAGGUUGGGAUUGAUGACGUACGAAUUGGCGUAGUGCAAUUUAGCGAGAACCCUAAAACCGAAUUCUUUUUAAACACUUUCCUAACCAAGUCAGAUGUCCUUAGCCGCUUGAGUCAGCUGAGGCUCCAGGGAGGGUCGGUGCUGAACUUUGGCUCUGCUCUAGACUUUGUCCUUUCCGAUCAUUUCACCGAAGCUGGUGGGAGCAGGAUAGAUGAAAAUGUUCCUCAGGUGCUAGUCUUCCUUGCAGCGGGGCCUUCUUCUGACUCCUUCCGACAGGCCGCUAACUCUUUAGCCCGCGCAGGAGUGCUGACAUUCUGCAUUGGUGUUAGGAAUGCCGUUCGGGCAGAUCUCCAACAGAUCGCAUUUAAUCCACAAAUGGUGUACUUUAAGGAUGAUUUCAGUUCUCUGGCAGCUUUACCACAAGACAUGAUUAGGCCGCUCACGACAUACAUUAGGGGUAAGGUGGAAGAAGUCUCCAUUCCAGUUACAGAAAGAAAGAAAGAUAUCUUAUUCUUGACCGAUGGCUCAGCAAAUCUUGCUGGUCAGUUUCCCGCUGUUCGGGAUUUUGUGGUCCGCGUUAUCUCUGACCUGGAUGUGAAACCAGACGGCGUCCGUGUUGCUGUGGCACAAUUUAGUGACAACGUUCAAGUUGAAUUCAACUUUGAAGAAAUCCCGUCUAAGGCAGACAUCCUUCAGAAAGUGAAAAGAAUGAGGAUAAAAUCAGGGCGGCAACUCAACAUUGGUGCUGCAUUAGAAUAUGCCCAGAGGAACAUCUUCGUGAGGGGUGCUGGGAGCAGAAUUGACGAAGGAGUGCCGCAGUUCCUUGUUCUCCUUGCUGCUGGGAGGUCAAGUGACAAUGUGGAGCAGGGUGCUAAUGCCCUGAAAAGAGCCAAUGUUGUCCCUUUUGUUAUCAGAGCCAGAACUGCGUAUCCUGCAGAACUAGAAAAGAUCGUUUUUGACCCUCAGUUUCUUAUAAGUGCUGAUUCCCUGUCUAGAAUCGUAGAAGUUCAUCCUAAAAUAGUCAACCUACUGAAAACCACUCAGCUUGCUCCAGCAGAGGUUCAGAAGAAGGACGUCGUGUUUCUGAUUGAAGGUUCAGAUGGCAUCAGAAGUAGUUUCCCUGCACUGAAGACCUUUAUAGAAAAUGUGGUUCAAAGCAUGAAAGUAGGCCUUGAUGACAUUCGGGUUGCUGUGGUCCAAUACAGCAAUGUUCCCAAAGCGGAGUUCCUCCUGAACGCCCACCCAGACCAGAACUCUGUGAUCAGUGCAGUCCGACGCUUGUCACCUAUGGGCGGCUCACCAGUUAACACGGGGGCCGCUCUUAACUUCGUUCUACGCAAUGUGUUUGUCAGCCAAGGUGGGAGCAGAGAUGAUGAAGGUGUCCCCCUGUUUUUGAUCCUGGUGACAGCAGAGAAGUCCAGAGAUGACGUCGAAAGGCCUUCUAUAUCUCUGAAGGGCAGAGGGGCUAUUCCAUUUGCCAUUGGCUUUGGGAAUGCAGACAUCUCCGAGCUGCAAACCAUUUCUUUUGUUCCUGAACUUUCACUCUUCAUUCCUGAUGUCAGACAACUAAGCAAUCUUCAGGAGGUAAUUUCCAAGAGAGUGAUUCUGUUGAGCAGAGAAGAAAUAGAAACAAUGGAGCCCAUUCUACUACCACCAACUACAGUGGAUAGAAAAAGAGAUGUCGUAUUCCUUGUUGACGGCUCCCAGUCUGCCGUUCCCGACUUUCUUUCUGUUCGUGAAUUUAUUGAGAGGCUUGUGACUAGCCUGAAUGUGGAUGCCGACGCCACCCGGGUUGCUGUGGUUCAGUUCAGCGACGAUGCCCGAGCUGAUUUUUUGCUGAACACUUACUCCACCAAAGACGAGGUGCAGGUUGCCGUGAGGAGGCUCAGGCCCAAAGGAGGGAGACAACUGAAUAUUGGCUCUGCCCUAGAGUUUGUGUCGAAAAAUAUAUUUACCAGGCCUUCGGGAAGCCGUAUAGAAGAGGGAGUACCGCAGUUUCUGAUUCUUCUCAUUUCUCGCCAAUCUGAUGACGAGGUCGAGGACCCUGCCCUUGAAGUAAAGCAAGUCGGAGUGGCCCCCCUGGUUGUCGGAAAAAAUGUGGAUAUCCAGGAACUGGUGCAAAUAGGCCUGAGUCCUGAGUACGUGUUCCAAGUAUCAACAUACCAGGAUCUAUCUAGUUUGACACAGAACCUGCUGACCCCUGUUACAACGCUCACUACACAGGAGAUACGCAGAUUGAUAGGUGAAAUACGCCCUCCUCCAGAUAUUGGCACUGACGCAAAGGAUGUUGUCUUCCUCAUCGACAGUUCUACUGGAGUCGGGUCGGACAACACUGCUCGUAUUCGAGAUUUCAUUACGCGAUUUGUUGAGCGGUUGGAUGUCGGAGAGCGCCAAGUGAGAGUCGCUUUGGUCCAGUUCAGCAACAACGUGUUCCCUGAAUUUUAUUUAAAAGACUGCAGAGCCAAAAGCGAUUUACUUAAUGCUUUACGUCGCUUGAGGUACAGAGGAGGCGCUCCUCUGAAUGUUGGGAAAGCACUGGAUUACGUCGUGAAGAACAUCUUUGUUAAGCCUGCAGGAAGCCGGCGAGAAGAUGGGGUCCCACAGCACUUAUUUCUCAUUCUUGGAGGAAGAUCCCAGGAUGACAUCAGUAGACCGGCCAGUGCGUUGCAGGCGUCUGGAAUUAAAAGUCUGGGUAUAGGAGCAGGAAAGGCAGAUAGUGCUGAAUUAGAAAGGAUUACCCGUGAGGGCAGCGCUGUAUUUUUCGUCCCACAGUUUACAGAACUCCAAGGAAUAGAGAACAGGAUCUUCGCAUUAUUUCAGCAACUUCCAGAACCGCCAUUGGAACCUGAAAUUCUACCUGUUGUGCUGGAUACAGUCAAACCUCGGUCUUCGUUGCCCUCGGAGAUCGACGGUUUCGGUCUUCGCCGGUCGCCCCCGGCCGUUUGGUCGCCUCGGAGAUCAGCGGUUGCCUCAGCUUCCGAGGCGACUUUUGAAUAUCUCCAACGUCUUAGAGCUGGCUUCGUAAAACCUGAAGAAAAAGGAGUGAAAACGAUGGUUCGGUGGUGGAUCAUGCAGCGAUGUGGGAGUGAAGAAAAAUUGCCAAUGAUGGAGCCGAUGUGA
Sphaerodactylus townsendi is the source of this 3291-nucleotide messenger RNA. RefSeq names its product collagen alpha-3(VI) chain-like. The transcript is spliced from 7 exons. The coding region runs from base 1 to 3291 and encodes 1096 amino acids. Lineage: Eukaryota; Metazoa; Chordata; Lepidosauria; Squamata; Sphaerodactylidae. The record is from RefSeq and is a predicted model, not a curated record.